AUGCCUACAGCAGUCGUGACAGGGGCGAACAGUGGCAUUGCCCACGCAUUUGCCAAAAUUUUGAUCGACGAGGGUUACAAUGUCUAUGCAGUUGACAAAGACGACGGCGAUGGACUGAAAGCGCUGUCUGCCAGCGCCACCACUCACAUCCUAGACGUGGCGUCGGUCGAGUCGAUCAAGAAAUUCAAGAAUGACCUUGGCGACGAGCCAGUCGAUUUGUUGCUCAACGUUGCUGGCGUAGCCUCAGGCCAUGCUAAAGACGGCCUAGAGACGACCAACCUGGAUAUUCUUCAGAGAACCUUUGCCGUAAAUACCUUCGGGCCUCUGCUCUUGACGCAGGUGCUUCUUCCUAAUAUUCUCAAAUCCCCAAAGCCAAAGAUAGGUAUUGUAUCAAGUCGCGUUGGCUCCAUCGGUGACAAUAGCAGUGGUGGCCACUAUGCGUAUCGCGCGUCCAAGGCUGCUGUCAAUUCCAUUGGCAAGAGCCUCGCCAACGACCUCCGGGAUAAGGGUGUGGGUGUAAUGUUAUUGCAUCCUGGUUUCGUGAGAACAAAUAUACUACCUGCCGAUAGCAUGCCUCCAGAAGCAGUCGAGGCAGAGGAAGCGGCAAGCAAAUUGUGGCAGAAUAUAGUGAGCAAGAAGGAGUUGGAGGAUAGCGGAAAGUUCUGGCACCGCGAAGGCUACGAAUUGCCAUGGUGA
Messenger RNA from Exophiala aquamarina CBS 119918, 696 nucleotides. RefSeq lists its product as uncharacterized. The record is from RefSeq and is a predicted model, not a curated record. Lineage: Eukaryota; Fungi; Ascomycota; Eurotiomycetes; Chaetothyriales; Herpotrichiellaceae. The transcript is spliced from 3 exons. The coding region runs from base 1 to 696 and encodes 231 amino acids. Gene Ontology annotation, molecular function: oxidoreductase activity, acting on the CH-OH group of donors, NAD or NADP as acceptor.